AUUCACGUACUUCAUCCAACGGUUACCAAACCCUCACUUAGAUAACCCCUGAACAACCAUCCAACUCUAUACAUCAACAACUAAAUUCAUACUUGAACCCACACUUAUCCCACGACAAACCGGAGCACAGUAGCCUCCAUCACCGACAGUCAUGGCAUCCACCGCAGCUGCGGCCGCCGCCACGUCUUCUUUCAUGGGAACCCGUCUCCCGGAACUGCAUUCCAGUUCUGGUCGAGUCACGGCCCGGUUUUCCUUCGGAAAGAAGAAAGCAGCACCUAAGAAAGUGUCCAAACCCGUCACAUCCGACCGGCCGUUAUGGUAUCCAGGUGCAAAAGCGCCGGAGUAUCUCGAUGGAAGCCUGGUUGGAGACUACGGGUUUGACCCAUUUGGUCUAGGUAAACCCGCUGAGUAUCUUCAGUUUGAUUUGGACUCAUUGGAUCAAAACUUGGCUAAGAACUUGGCUGGGGACGUGAUCGGAACCAGGUUCGAGAAUGAGGACGUGAAGUCGACUCCUUUCCAACCAUACACCGAGGUGUUUGGGCUUCAGAGGUUCAGGGAGUGCGAACUGAUACACGGGAGAUGGGCUAUGUUGGCUACCCUUGGUGCGCUUGUUGUUGAAUCGGUGACUGGUGUUACAUGGCAAGACGCUGGAAAGGUGGAACUAAUCGAUGGUUCAUCUUAUUUUGGACAACCGUUACCCUUCUCUAUCACUACUUUGAUUUGGAUCGAGGUUUUGGUUAUCGGAUACAUUGAGUUUCAAAGGAACGCUGAACUGGAACCUGAGAAAAGACUCUACCCAGGUGGUCCAUUCGAUCCAUUGAACUUGGCAGCUGACCCUGAAAAGAAAGCUGUUCUUCAAUUGGCGGAGAUCAAGCAUGCUCGUCUUGCUAUGGUGGCGUUUCUUGGGUUUGCUGUCCAGGCUGCAGCCACCGGAAAGGGCCCGCUCAACAACUGGGUAACCCAUUUGAGUGACCCGCUUCACACUACCAUUCUUGAUACCUUUGGGUUCUUUUCCUAGAUAUAUUUUGUUUUAAUUACUAUCUCUACAUAUGAUACUUAUGCAUCCUCGUCUUUACUAUGACCUUGUAAAGUUUGUAACAUUUGGCUGUUUGAGUAUUAUCACCUAUUCUUGUGCAAA
Messenger RNA from Lactuca sativa (garden lettuce), 1138 nucleotides. Its product is annotated as chlorophyll a-b binding protein CP29.1, chloroplastic. Gene Ontology annotation, biological process: photosynthesis, light harvesting. Lineage: Eukaryota; Viridiplantae; Streptophyta; Magnoliopsida; Asterales; Asteraceae. Gene Ontology annotation, cellular component: membrane. The record is from RefSeq and is a predicted model, not a curated record.